Molecule: messenger RNA, 841 nt
Organism: Nicotiana tabacum (common tobacco)
Lineage: Eukaryota; Viridiplantae; Streptophyta; Magnoliopsida; Solanales; Solanaceae
Cellular component (GO): nucleolus
Source: RefSeq, a predicted model, not a curated record
UGCCUUACCCUAGACCUAGAGCCGCCCUUUAUAUAGCAGAUCGAGAGGAAGCAGCUGUCUUACAAAAAAAAAAAAUGGCGUGCACCGUGGAUUUUCGGUGCCUGGACGAAGGGUUUGGAGGGAAAACAUACAAGCGAAAGAGAGCAGAGAAAGAGUUAGGAAAUGGUCUCGAAGAUGGAGAAGCGGCCAUGGAAGUAGAGGAGGAGAAUCCAGCUCCAGCGUCGAAGAGACAGGCGGUUCCGUCUGAGGAGGAUCCAAACAAGCCGGUACUGGGAAGGCCGACGUACGAUGGGGUGAUCGCAGGGAGAGUAUCGGGAAGGAAUUGGAAACAGCCGCGGAAACACAGAUCAUCGGCGGCGAAGGUGAGCGUGAAGGGGAAGACACUGGAGCAGAGGAUAAAGGAGAAGGAGAUAAAGAAGGCGUACAAGGAGAGGAUGAAUGAGCUCAAGGAAGAGAUAAGGCAGAACAAGGUUGACAAGAGGAAGAAGAGGGAGGAAAGAGACAAGAGGAAGCAGGAAAACAUUCUCAAGUCCGGGACUAAGGUUCAGAAGAUCACCAAUCCAAAGACGCUUAAAAAGAUUGCAAAAUCUAAGCAAAGGAAACAACUCAAGGUUGUUUCUGACGACCUUCUUAACAGUGGCAACAAGAAUAAGAAGUCGACUUGAUGAUUUAAAAUUGUAUUCUUUUUGCUAUAGGGGAUAUACUGAUACUAGUAAUCUAGUAGUUUUCAUUUUGCUCCUUUUGAGUUCAUCUAUUGAUUAUGGUCUUUCCCAUUCCAGUUUUUGUAGUUGCGGAUUUAAUCGUUCAGUUAUGCUGUAGCAUUAUGAUUAUUUUCUGCUUU